Messenger RNA from Metschnikowia bicuspidata var. bicuspidata NRRL YB-4993, 7353 nucleotides. RefSeq lists its product as uncharacterized. The annotation marks the transcript as partial. Lineage: Eukaryota; Fungi; Ascomycota; Pichiomycetes; Serinales; Metschnikowiaceae. The transcript has a single exon. The record is from RefSeq and is a predicted model, not a curated record.
AUGAUCAUCUCCAAGCGCUCGCACUUGCACAAAGUGGAGCAGGAGAAACACCUCCUGCCGCUCAUCGACGAGAUCUGCGGCAGCGAGCCCGCGCAGUUGGCGCACACGCUCGCGGCGCACUCGACGUGGGAGCUCCCGCCAGGCAAUUUGUUGCACUGGGUGCGCGUGUUGAACCUCUUUGACGACAUCUUGGAGACGCAGAUCGCGGCGCAGGGCUGGGCCGGCGCGGCGCCGCGCUUGCAGCAGGCGCCGCCCGACGCCGCGGCGCUCGUGGUGGCGUGCUUGCGCUUCUCCAAGAUGCUCUUGGACCACUGCACCAACCGCAGCGUCUACGCCAGCCUGGAGCGCGUGUUCCAGCUCGUGUGCUGCCCGGACCUCGACGUGCGGAUCGCGGCCUUGGACGUGGCCGUGUGCCUCGGCGAGCGCUACGUGCACGGCAGCCAGCACAAGAAGUUCAUGGCGCCGCGGCCCGUGCGGCUCCGCCUCCUCGAGGCCGCGCGCCUGUUCCCGCCCGCGGUGCCCGCCAGCUUCCUCCGGGAGCGCCGGGAGCACGCGGCACAGCGGGCGCCGCGCGCCGCCGCGCACGCCAAGGCCGACCACUACGGCUGGGCCGACGCGCUCGACCCCGCGCAGGAGUACCCGGCCCUGUGGAAGGCGCUCCGCCUCGAGUACUUCCGCCUGCCCGCGGGCGCGGCGCCGGGCGACGGCGUCGCGGUGUUUGCGCUCUCCGAGGAGCACGUGCGCAAGAUGUCCGUGCAGCAGAUGUACGACCGCGGCGCCGAGAGCGUGCCGCCCAGCGCGUGGUUCCGCUUGCUGGCCGCGGCGCUCGCGGCCAAGGCGUUCAACUCCCAGACGCACGAUGCCAUGCAGUUGCGGCGCAAGCUCCUCCGCGCCAAGUGCUUGGCGAUCGCGUGCGUGGCGUGCUUCUGCAGCGCGGACUUCACCGCGUGCCAGUUGUUCGAGCUCGAGCCCUACACGUUGGGCUUCUUGAUGGACGUGGUGGCGCCGCGCCACGCGGCGCUCGUGCCCGGCGACCUCUUGCUCGCGGCGCUGCAGACGCUCCGCGCCAUCUCCAUGAAGCGCGUGUGGGGCAGCGAGCUCGUGCGCCACCUCGGCGGCAGCGCCAGCCACGGCUUGCUCUACGAGGUGCUCCGCCACAUCGUCCGCCUGGCGCGCCUGCCGGCCGAGCCCGCGCACGCCGCCGGCCACCGCGUCUUCCUCGCCGCCGUGGGCGACUUGGUCGAGCUGAAGACGCUCGCGCCGCGCCUCGUGGCCGGCGGCUUGUUGCCCGAGUUGGCGGCCUUCUUGGCCGUGCGCGGCGACAACCGCUGGGCCCCGGCCGCGGCCGUGCACGUCCUCACCGCGCUCCUCGCCGCGCUGCCGGAGCUCGUGCCGGCCUUCGCCGACUGCAACGGCUUCGCCUUGGUCGUCGCCGCGCUCAACCACGAGGUCGACUUCGCCAUCGCGCACCCGGGCCACGCGGGCGGCGCGCCCAGGCACGUGCCCGUGCUCCACUCCAUCAGCUUGCCCCAGGUCAAGUACUUGCGCGGCUUGCUCGACUUCGUGGCCACCUUGGUCCAGUCCGACGCGGGCGACCGCUUGCGCAACCUCUUCGACUCGCCGCUCCUCGCGGGCUUCGCCAAGAUCAUCGCCCACCCGCGCGUGUUCGGGCCCGCCGUCCUCGCCGCCACCGUCGACGACGUCUCGCAGAUCAUCCACAACGAGCCCACCGCAUUCUCCAUCUUGAACGAGGCCGGGCUCGUCUCCGCCAUCUUGGACAACUACGACUCGCUCUUCAUGCCCUGCGGCGACUUGCUCGCGCCUCUUUUGGAGGUCUUGGGCGCCAUCUCCCUCAACAAGGAGGGCAUGACCAAGAUCUUCGAGUCCGACGUGCUCCACAUCUUCUUCCGGUCGUUUUACGACCUAGAGUUGGCAAAGGACUCCAUGCGCGCGGACGUGUGCACCAACAUCGGCUGCUCGAUGGACGAGUUGGGCAGACACAACCCGCCCUUAAGGCCCUUGAUCAUGAAGGAAAUCAGGGCGUUGGUCUCCGACUUCGCGGCGUACGCCAACGGCGAGCUCCUGUCCAUCCAGUUCUACGCCUCCGAUUCGGGCCACAUGUACCAGCUGCCCACUGAAAACGUGGCGCUUCAGGAAGACGGCCAGCAGGAAAUCGAGAGCUGGGAAGGCAUGGCGGCCACCAAUCUCAUCGACAACGUCUCUGGCUUUCUCAACGGGCUCCUCCAAGACACGGGCCAAUGGGGGAAGGACGUCAUCAGGGAAAUCCCCUUUUCCUGCUGGGAGUCUUUCUUCACCAUGCCCAGCACGCCUUUCGACUUCACUGUGUCAAAUGGUGUGCUCAACUUGAUCGCUGUCCUCAAGUACCUAGACGACGAGGUCCCAUCGUAUGGCUUCUUGCAAGUUCUCGAGUCCCUCUCGCAAAGACUAUCCUCGCAAAGAAUGACUCAGUUCCUUCAAAACAGGGAGACCAAGUCUUACUUCCUCGAUCUUGGGAACCACCCCGAAGAAGCCACAAUGUUGGUGAAGGAGUUGAACAUCGUCAACAACCUACUUUUUGUUUUGACAGAAAUAUAUUUGAACCCAAACCUGAUUUCCAACGAGACUUACCUGGUCAUGCUUGACUUUCUACAAAAAGAUUCGGGCUUUGUGGAAAAACUCGUUUCCGUGUUGCAAGCCGCUAUCUUGGAGGAGACCAAUAUCCGUUCGGCUUUGCCGGAUGAAGUGAUGGAGAAGACCAGCCCUUCAAUAUUCUAUUCCAUCAAAACCACCGCGGUCCGAAUUCUUCCUCGUGAACCACCCUCUGAAAACCAGAAUAUCGACGACUGCACCAGUGCUAAGUUCAAGAACACACUCCAGCUUAGAUUCUUGAUGGAUCUGCUUCUGAACAAUGCAUGUGUCACGCUUUCUUGUAUUUCCCGAAGCUGUAUGCAUAGAAGGCAGGAUUUUUUCACCGACGCUUGGAGAAGAACCAGUGUUGUUGCAACCAGACAAUUGGCUAGUAACUUGAGCAAUAUUUUGAAAGACAGACGGGGACUCGCCACGGAAAACUACCUCGAAUACAUUCUUCGCGUGGUUCAUGUCAUCUCAUUCAUUAGUACGUACAAAGAUCGGGGGAAGGAGACCCUCUCCACGUCUUUUGUGCUGUUCUUUUACCACACCACAGACUUGGGGAUGCAAGUUUUUGACAACGCUGUCUCAGUAUUCGAGUCUCUUUGCACUUUACCCGUGCAUACAUUGAAAGACGCUCAGGAACUCUUGUUUAUCCAAAACACUCCAGCUUCAAUUGGGUUCAAUGCUUUGAACUUAUUAUUGUCCUUCAUCUCAAGGCUCGUUUCAUACACUCACCUAAACAAAUGUCCCAUGGGAAAUUAUUUCUUCAAUAAAGAGUACUGCUCUAAUGAGAAUCACGUGGUGAAUGGUUGUAUAACGCAAUCGGGGGUUCAAGCGAUACGUCUUCUCACUCAAAUUUUGGGAACUGAGUCCACAUUUUGCAAACAGAAUGAUUACUCGCUUAUUUCCGCGUUUCCAGCUAAAAUCCCCGACAUGCUUGUCAACAUUGCUCGGCUAGCUUGGGCUUUUGAUCCUUUUGAGGGAUUUUACCCUUUGAGAGAAGACUGGAUGGCAACAGCUUUCUCUGAAGUGAAAUUUCUCGAACAGUUUUUAGACAUGAGCACUGAAGUUGCCUGUCUGCUACUCGCUCAUUCUGGGUCUAUCAGGAAUAUUGACUCUCUCUCUGAAAAGGCUUCAAAUUUAGACCUCCCAAACUGGACCAGUUCUAGAGAGAAGCUCAAAAGGCUUAACUUUGAUGAGUUAUUCAAGUAUGAGCCGGUCCCCACUGACAGCGUUCGCAUAAUCUCUGAAGCAAGGCAGAGAGAGGAGUUUCAGAUAUAUUCUGUUGCUCUCAUCCAGCUUUCUUCGUUUACAAAGGGUCUCGAGAAAACAGUCGCAUCAGCGUAUCAGAAGAGAGGAAUCGAUUCGAAAAUCGUGAAGAGCGUGUUUGAAGUGAUCGAAGCUGUAUCGCAGAAAACUGAGGACCUUGAAAAUAAACAGGCUACAAACUUGAUUUUCUUGCUCGAGAUUCUUAUUUGCUGUGAGCCCUAUGUGGUGGAGAGUAAGGCGAGUGAAAAGCAUUACGCCUAUCAAGCUACAUUUGAGAAGUUUUUGGAUAAGUUCUUGAUUGAUGUGAAAAAUAAGCCUGAAAUCGCUGAUACAGACUUUUUUGCAGCGGGCCUUUCCUUCAUGUUGCCUAUUUUGAGUCAGACCUGGCCAACUAUAUACCAAGAGCUUAGACCUCACUUUCCUGACUUGAAGGCACCGAAAGCUUUGAAAGACUCCAUUUCUGAUGCAAUCCUCCGAUUACAACCAGUUAAAAAUGUUAAGUCUGCCACAUUGCUUGGCAGAUACAUGUAUUUGCUAGCGAAGCAGGAAGAUUACAAACAAAAGGUUAUCGAGUCUCCAUUGUUAGCUUGUCUCAUCAAAGGUACCAAAAAUUUUCUAGAGUUCACUGACAAAGAUAAUCACAAGGUACUCCAAGACAGUUUGAUCUUAGUGAUCAGAACCUGUUUUGAAAACAAAAGUCUUCUCCGGAACGUUUUCACAGCAGAAAUUACCAAAAGCAUGAAGAAGAAUGCAGGCAGAAAACGUGAGUUAACCCAGGUGAUUCACGACUCACGUCCUCUAAUCGGCAGAGAUCCAGAAUAUUUCUUGGAAGUGGCCUCCGAUAUGGUCCGCUUGGAAAAUUAUGACGGCCGACCUUCAUCGGGGGAAAAAGUUUACUUGGUAUCUGACAAAGACCUGGAUAAGAAGAAAAUUGAAUCCCCUCAUUCCGAAGUGGAAAUAAAGGUUUCCAAGGAAACGGAAGUCGCCAUUAACCCACUGGGAUUAGUUUAUAUCUUAUUAACCCAGUUAAUGAGUGUUGCUAAGGAAGAUUGGUAUUCAUCACCGGAGACAGAUAACAAGGACGAAGUUUCCAAAAAGCCCGAGAAGAAAAAGGAUGAGCUGGAAUUCGAUUUCCUUAUGGAGAAUAAGAAGUUUGGUUACAUGUGUUUUCUUCUUCAAAGUCUUUGUGAGUUGGUAGGCUCGUAUAAUGGUGCAAAAUUGGAGUUUAUCACAUUUUCCAAGAAAGCCAAGAAUGAAGAGAUAAAUAAGCCUCGCUUGACAAGUCUUAAUUUCUUCAUUCAUCAAUUGAUCCCGAGUCAACUGCUUGUGUCUCUGAGUGGUCCAGAGUUUCACAGACGUGAAGCAAUUUCGUCCCUCGCCAAACUUACUCUUUUGGCCCUUGUGUCCACUACGAUUCAAGAAAAUGAUGCCGAGCCGGACCCAAGAAAAGAAGAUGCAGAUAUGGCCAUUGUUCGAAAGCUCAUGGUGGAUAUCAUCUCGAAGAUACUCAAAGAAACAAUUGUCGAGUCAACCAAUGUCACCAGGGUGUACUCCAAGAUUUAUGAUAUUUUUGACUUGUGUUCUUGUUUGCUUUCGGCAAAGUUCAGAGAAUUAUGUUACCCUUUGCUAAGCAAGUCUGCUACAAAAUGCGAUCAAUUUUAUGUGGCAUCCGCUUUCAUUGAUUCACAUUUGGCUAACCAAAUCACUUCGGUUAUGUCAAAUAUUGAUCUCAACUUCCCUGAUGUGCAUAAGGUCCUCAAUGUCGGUUUGAAGGCGCUUGCGGGCCUCGCAAAGAUCAAGUUAGCCAAUGUGGACUUGUUUGAAACAUUAUUGCCGGGUGAGAAGGAAGAUGAAGAUAUUGAUGAGGAUGAGGACAGGGACGAGACACCAGAUUUGUUCCGUAACUCAACGCUCGGAAUGUACGAUCUUGAUGUUGAGAGUGAAGAAGAAGACGAAUUUUACCAAGACCAGUCUCUCGUGCCGAUGUCAGGGUCAGACAUCUCAGAAGAUGACUCCGAUAUCAGUGAUGAGAUGAGCUAUUCCGAUAUGGACUCUGGCAUGGACGAAGAAAUUGUUGAAGAGGAUGGAGAUGACGACAGACCAAGGGGAUACGAAGGGUUUGACAGUGACGAUGGUGACAACGAAAAUCACAUCACCUAUAUUGGUGACUUAGAUAUUCACUCCGCAGAUGGAUCUGAUCUCGAUAAUGCAGAGGCCUCCGAUUUCAAUGGAUUUGAUAGUGAUGUGGACAUCUCCGGAGACGAAGGCGAAGACCACGAAGAAGAUGAUGAAUUCAAUGAAGAUGAAGAUUUUUUCGAUGAUGAAGAAAUGGAUUACACAGAGGCUGAGCUUGAUGACUGGGAAGAGGCCUUCGCUGACUUUCCUGGACUGACAGACUCGAAUGAGCGGACAAGAUUUGGCGAUUCGACUGGAGACGAAGAUGACGAGGCAACUCGUUUUGACUUUGAUUCGGAGGCAAACAGCGACUCAGAAUUAGAUGACGAGGCGAGCCCGAAUGCCAUGCGCAAUCAUGCGAGAACCACCCGCGAGUCUGUUGCCUCAUUGUUUAAUGCCAUUCGUCCCAUGGGUCAGCCAAUCUUAUCCUUGAAUCCAUCCGGAAUUCUUGCAGGAACAAUACAAAUUGGAUCGACUAGAUCCAAUGAAACUGCGUUUCCACAACUAGACGCCGCUUUCCAAGCUCUUCUUAAUACGGAACACCUGAAAAACUCCAUCGACCACAUGCUUAUCAGAUCAAGCGUAGAAAGAUGGGCGGGUGCUUUUACUUGUUAUUUUCGUCGCUUCGAAACAGCAUUUUUGGAUACAGCGCGCUCUCAUCUCAAACAGUCGAUCAGCACUGAGAGUCUUGAAAUCUUCAAGAAAAAGGCUGAAGAGAGAGAGAAAUUGCGCAAGAGAAGACAAGAGGCGCUAGACAAAAAAAGGGAGGAGGCUAGGAUCAAGCGCGAAGGAGAAGCCAGGGAACGUGAGGCUGCUCAAGUUGCCACCGAAAUUUCUACCAGAGAGCCACUUAUGAUUUGGAUUGGUAACCGGGAGGUGGACAUAAGUGGGACGGAUAUCGAUCCUGAAUAUUUCGAAGCCUUGCCCGAAGACAUAAGGGAAGAGGUUUUUACGCAGCAUAUCAGAGAGAGAAGAGCAAACGCUAAUACUGCUGGAGGCGAGGUUCGUGAAAUUGAUCCAGACUUUCUUCAAGCACUUCCAGAUCAAAUACGAGCCGAGAUUUUGCAGCAAGAGUCGAUGUCUCGAAGCUUCAACAGUGACGGAUUUGGAUUAUUUCCUGACGAAAGUGACAUGGACUCUGAAAUGGGAGAUGAGCUAGAAAUGGAUGACGAUCUUGGUGUCUCUUUGGGAGAGCCACGCACAGAAGGUACCGAAAAUGUUGAGAGUGACCACGACGAAGUCUCGAAGAUGAAAAAGAAGUCAUUCACUGUGCCAUUG